Molecule: messenger RNA, 1260 nt
Organism: Micropterus dolomieu (smallmouth bass)
Lineage: Eukaryota; Metazoa; Chordata; Actinopteri; Centrarchiformes; Centrarchidae
Gene: htr1fa
Product: 5-hydroxytryptamine (serotonin) receptor 1Fa
Exons: 2
Coding region: 61-1260 (399 amino acids)
Biological process (GO): adenylate cyclase-activating adrenergic receptor signaling pathway
Cellular component (GO): plasma membrane
Molecular function (GO): G protein-coupled serotonin receptor activity
Source: RefSeq, a predicted model, not a curated record
CAGCAGACUGUCUGCCACACACUGAGCCAACUGGAUGCAACGCAUUAGAGCCUAGACAGAAUGGAUUUCCCCAAUUGCACUGAAGGGGUGUUUGCCACAAGCAGCAGUGGCAAUGAGUCACUGGAGACCACUAAACUUCCUCCCAGUAAAGUCCUGCUUACGGUGACCCUGUCUGUACUGGCUAUCCUGACUACAUUCUUCAACUGCCUGGUGAUCACAGCUAUUGCCGUCACCCGCAAGUUGCACCACCCCGCCAACUACCUCAUCUGCUCAUUAGCAGUGACGGACUUGCUGGUGGCUGUGCUGGUCAUGCCCUUCAGUAUCAUGUACAUCCAGAAAGAGAGCUGGGUCAUGGGCGAGGUGGUGUGUACCAUAUGGUUAAGUGUGGAUAUCACCUGUUGCACAUGCUCCAUCUUGCACCUUGCUGCAAUCGCCAUCGACCGUUACAGGGCCAUUACUGAUGCAGUGGAGUACUCUCGCAAACGCACCGGGGCCAGAGCUGGGGCGAUGGUGGCAGUGGUGUGGCUCCUGUCCAUCCUCAUCUCACUUCCUCCUCUACUGUGGCGGCACUACAGCGGAGAUGCAGAGCAUGAAGGCCAGUGCAUCAUCAUCCACCAUCACAUGGCCUUCACCUUGUACUCCACUCUUGGAGCAUUUUACAUCCCCCUGCUGCUCAUCCUCAUCCUCUACUACAAAAUCUAUCGGGCCGCUCAGACCCUCUACAUGCGCAGAGAGGCCAGCCGGGCUAGCCGUCACUCAUGUAUGACCAAUGGGAGCAUGAUCCCGUCGUCCUACCCUGCCGGAGAGGGCGACGCCGAUGGGGGACCACGAAGUCCGGAGCCCAUAAGCCCACCAGAAAAGUCUUUCUCUGAACCCUCAACUGAGGAACCUCCACCCCGUGAACGGGUGCGCGUAUCGGUAAAGGCUUUCAAGUGCAAGUCGCGCAGGCAUGACUCACGUAGUGAGUCACGUCGGAGCCAAUUAUACCAAGGACCACGGAUCUCAGGCUCACGGGAGCGCAAAGCAGCAUCCACAUUGGGCUUGAUAAUAGGGGCCUUUGUCAUCUGUUGGUUGCCAUUUUUUGUCAAGGAGGUGAUCGUCAACACCUGUGGUUCUUGCAGUACUUCAAUGGAGAUGGCUGACUUUCUGACAUGGUUGGGCUACCUCAACUCACUGAUCAACCCCCUCAUCUACACCAUAUUUAAUGAAGACUUCAAAAAAGCUUUCCAAAGACUCAUUAGAUGCAGUCAUUAUCUCUGA